This is a messenger RNA of Eimeria maxima, 1011 nucleotides long. RefSeq names its product rhomboid-like protease 5, putative. Bases 1 to 1011 code for a protein of 336 amino acids. NCBI's taxonomy places the organism in Eukaryota, Apicomplexa, Conoidasida, Eucoccidiorida, Eimeriidae. The transcript is spliced from 10 exons. The record is from RefSeq and is a predicted model, not a curated record.
AUGAAGGGUUUGCAAAGGGUUGCUGCGGCAGCACUCGCUACCGAGCAGCAGCAACAGCAGAAGCAACAACAACAAAAGAACCAGCAGCAAAAAGUCCUUAUUUGGGGAAGCCGCUUGUCGUUCCCUGGGGGUGCCCCUUCCGAUGUCCAAACGCCCACUGAGGCCGAGACACUCAACUGUCUAGCAACAAGUUGGGUUGCUGUUUCAUUUGGGCCGCAUUUCGGGGCUGCAAUACCUGGAGAUGGUCGCAGCUGCGUUGUAUGGGGCUCCCUGGAGCAGGAAGAUGGCGAACCAGCAUUUGUGUCUCCUUUCGUGUUGCCGCUUCCGCAAGGUGCAGCACCAGCAACAGAUGUGCAGUGCUCAGCGACAGAAAUAUUUGUUCUCGACAGAGACGGCAGAAUAUAUGUGUUCUUACCUGAAAAGGCGAAGGCUGCGGGCGCUGCAUGCGGCGAUCGGCACACAAUUGUGUUGGCGACAGAUGGCAGCACCUUUGCGUUCGGCGACGACUCGAAGAUCCAGCUUGCGAUUGGAGACACCCGCGCUCCAGGAGGCGCAGACGUAGAGACGACCAAGCAACCAGGAAUGGAUAUGGCGCAAGAUAAGGCUCCAGUUCAGCGAGCUGUCACCUACGGCGUCCUAGAUCGGCACAUUCAGCACGAGCCCAUCCCGUCCUUGAAACCCCCUGCGGCGGUAUCACCAGAGGCGGCGCUGGGGUUGGCCACGGCUGUGGCAGCGAGCGAUUUUUCGUCCAUUAUUUUGUAUCAACGUGGUGAUGCAGCAACAGGAGCCCCAGUAAAUUCCCUCUUGUGCUGCGGCGAGACGACGCGGGGCAUUGUCACGCCAGCCCGCUGCGUGCGGCUGCCAUGGGAGGUUAACGUCAGCUCGGAAGAGACAAAAAAGAUGGCAAAUGCAACAGGCAAAGACACCGACACAAAUAUACAACAAAUGUACAUAGCGAAACUCAGCUGCGGCUUCUCCAACUCGGCAGUCAUCUUAGACCCUAAACGCUAA